GCAGUACCCAGACUGAGACAGUCCCGCCAGCUGACAGACAACAACACAGCAGCAGCAGAAGCACGCGGCAGCGGCACGGCACUCACGGCACCUCAUCACCAUGCCCACUGUGUCUGUCAACAGGGCGGCGCUGUUCAAGGCCAUAGGACGGGAAUACAGUGAUGAAGAAUUUGAUGACUUAUGCUUCAAGUUUGGACUGGAGAUUGAUGACAUAGUAGAUGACCCAGACAAGGGGAUGACCUACAAGAUAGAGAUCGGUGCCAAUCGCUAUGACCUGCUGUGCAUCGAGGGCAUCGCACGCACUCUUCGAGUCUUCUUGGGCCUGGAGACCCUCCCCAAGUUCCAGGUGCUGCCAGCCAAGGACCCAGCCCAGUACAAGCUGAUUGUCAAGCCAGCUGUUGCUCAGGUGCGGCCGUACGUCGUCGGUGCUGUCCUGCGUAACAUCAAGUUCACCCAGGCCAUGUAUGACUCCUUCAUUGACCUGCAGGACAAGCUGCACCACAAUAUUGCUAGGAAGCGAACAUUGGUGGCCAUCGGCACUCAUGACCUGGACACCAUCACCGGCCCAUUCAUUUAUGAUGCACAACCCCCAAAGGAGAUCUCGUUCGUGCCCCUCAACCAGACUGAAGUGUUCCGGUCUGAUGUGCUGCUGGAAAAGUACACGCAGGACCUUCACCUCAGGGAGUUUGUGCCAAUCAUCAAGGACAAGCCGGUGUACCCAGUGAUCCUGGACCAGAAGGGCGUGGUGCUGUCCCUGCCUCCCAUCAUCAACGGCAACCAUUCCAAGAUCACCCUCAACACUCGCAAUGUCUUCAUUGAGUGCACUGCCACCGACCGACACAAGGCACAGAUUGUGCUGGACACCCUCAUCUGCAUGUUCUCAGGCUACUGUGAGAAACCCUUCACUGCAGAGGCUGUGCAGGUUGAAUACCCAGAUGGAGAGAAGAUCCAGUACCCCACUCUACAGUACCGGCAGCAGGAGACGUCUGUGUCGUACUGCAACGUGCUGACGGGAGUGGAGGAGAGUGCGGAGAGCAUGGCGAAGCUCCUCCAGUCCAUGAGUCUGUCUGCCAAACCCACCGGACCAGACACCCUGAUGGUUGAGGUUCCUCCCACAAGGUAUGACGUCUUACAUGCAUGUGACGUAGCGGAGGACUUUGCCGUGGCUUAUGGCUAUGACCGCCUGAGAGAAGACAUGCACCUGCCCUCCACUAGCACCAUUGGCCAGGAGUUUGAGCUCAAUUACCUCAGUGACAAGAUGAGGUUGCUGCUCUCCCAGAAUAACUACAUCGAGGUUGCCACAUUCUCUCUCUGCUCCAAGUCGGACAUGGGAGAGAAGAUGAAAAUCAACCUGGACAAGGAGCCGUGGGUGAAGAUUGGCAACCCAAAGACAAUGGACUUUGAGGCGCUACGCAUCAGCCUCCUGCCGGGCAUCCUCAAGACUGUGGCUGCCAACAAGCAUGUCUCGCUGCCCCUCCGCAUGUUUGAGGUUGCUGAUGUGGUGGUGAAGGACAGCUGCCCCAUCGCCACCCGGGGGACGGGAGCUCGCAACAAGCGCCACCUGUGUGCCAUCAACUACAAUGUGAAGGCUGGCAUGGAGGUGGUUCAGGGCCUGCUGGACAACAUUAUGGUGGCUCUCAAGGUGCCAUUCACAGAGGAUGGCUCCACCAAGGGAUACUACUUGGAGGGGAAAGACUACCCAAGUUUCUUCCCCGGCUUCGGUGCAACGGUGGUAGUGAAUGGGUCCCCUGUGGGUUGCUUGGGGCUCAUCCACCCCGAGGUCGUGACCAGCUUCAACCUCAACAAUCCUGCAUCUGUGUUAGAAAUUGACCUUCAGAAAGUAAUGGAAAUAACAGACUUUGGUCACUAACAUUUGUAAACAAAGAAAUAACUUAGUUAAUUUAUACAUUGUUACAUCAUGUAUUUAUGGGUUUUCAAGAUGCUACACUUGAGGAUGCAUCUGAAUAUUUAAAAGCACUUUUGAGAAAA
This is a messenger RNA of Scylla paramamosain (green mud crab), 1989 nucleotides long. It is a transcript of the gene beta-PheRS, whose product is annotated as phenylalanine--tRNA ligase beta subunit-like. The coding region runs from base 101 to 1870 and encodes 589 amino acids. The record is from RefSeq and is a predicted model, not a curated record. Gene Ontology annotation, molecular function: ATP binding; magnesium ion binding; phenylalanine-tRNA ligase activity. The transcript is spliced from 10 exons. Gene Ontology annotation, biological process: phenylalanyl-tRNA aminoacylation. Lineage: Eukaryota; Metazoa; Arthropoda; Malacostraca; Decapoda; Portunidae. Gene Ontology annotation, cellular component: cytoplasm; phenylalanine-tRNA ligase complex.